Drosophila ficusphila is the source of this 810-nucleotide messenger RNA. It is a transcript of the gene Cnep1r2, whose product is annotated as nuclear envelope phosphatase-regulatory subunit 1 homolog. Lineage: Eukaryota; Metazoa; Arthropoda; Insecta; Diptera; Drosophilidae. Gene Ontology annotation, cellular component: cytoplasm; Nem1-Spo7 phosphatase complex. The transcript is spliced from 4 exons. The record is from RefSeq and is a predicted model, not a curated record. The coding region runs from base 152 to 547 and encodes 131 amino acids.
GGCAGUAUUGGCUAACGUGGAAUAUCAUCAAAAAUAUAAAAAAGGAAAGCUAUGAGAAUCCUAUCAAAAUCAAGGAAAUUACGCAAAAAUAUAUAAACUGGACAAAUUCAAUCGCAUAAAGGCGGCCACGAGCAUCGAGGAAAUAGCUGCAAUGGAACCGUCAGCCUGCGAAGAUCUCAAGGCCUUUGAAAGACGCCUCACCGAAGUGGUUUCAUCGUACAGGCCCUCGACGUUCCGCUGGCGCAAACUUCUUGCAGUUGUCCUCUCCGCCAUGUCCAUGUGCACGGCCAUUAGUGCCUGGUACUGGCUACGCGAUCCCCGAACCACCGUCGUACCGCUCACAGAGUCCCUUUGGAUCCACCCAAUCUUCACAGUCGCCACCCUGACAUUGAUCGUCCUCUUCAUCCUUGGAAUACAAAAACUAGUCAUAGCGCCGCAGAUCAUCACGUCCCGAACGCGAACGGUGCUGGGAGACUUCAAUAUGAGCUGUGACGAUACGGGGAAGCUGAUUCUAAAGCCGCGCCAGAGUAACAACAACAGCACAUGAGCAGCGACUCGCUUCCAGGACAUUUAAUUAGUUAAUGAUUACUUUCUUCCCCUCUUUCAACCUCUAUAUGUUGAUUCGGACACCCUCGCUUUGUAAGCGAAUUUUUAACUUGCCCCUUUCAUACUUCUUUCACCUUUGUUUAAUUAUAGAAGAUCCAUUGUACAAAAAACAAAAAACGGAAAAAUCAAUUGUUAAGCUUUAUGUGUUUCGUUAUGGCGUUACCCAUCGCUGCCAAAUACAAAAAAGUAACAUUUCAAUAUCAA